CUUCGGUUCUCCGUUCCCUCAACCUCUCUCUCUGUGCAUUCCUUCAUUCUUUGCAGUUGUCCUUUUUUUUAACGGGAAAAGUUUUAUUCUCUUUUAGAAAAUUUAAAAAUAAAAAUUUAAAAAAUAAAGGAAGCAUCGGAAAAGGAUAUCCCACCUCCCAAACCCCCCUCCCCUGAGCUUUUGAAAAAAGCGCAUCAUCCCGGCUCGUUUCUGAUCGACAACUCGAGACGUCUGUUUCGUCUUCCUGCAGACGGUUGGUCUUCGCUCAUCAUCGAAGGCUUAUCUGUCUGCCUCUCGAUACAUCGUUGAUCCAUCAACUGCGGAGUGCUCCGUAGUGUGUUGUUAUAUCCUUUCGUCUCUAGACCAACCUCGGUCCUCGUCUAAUACCGUCGAAUCGAAAAUCGUUCUGGUGGGAUUGUUGCAGAGCAUCUCCCACUAGUUCAUUCUUCUUCAGCCUCUUCUCACUUUCUUGACGUCCGGUCGCGUCGGCCAUCCCUGGCUUCUUUUUUUUUUUCCCACCUGGUCUCCUGGGGGAGCUCGCAGUCCGUGUGGCCAUCUAUUCGCUGUAUAUCUUGUUAAUUUCCCUAUUGCUCUGUUGUUAUUCCCUUUCACGCGCGUUCUUUCCGGCUACCUCCACUUGCUGUUUUGUCUACUCAGUGAAUAGCUCAUCUUCCACUCUUUGGAUAUUCACCUAUUCUUGGAUAUAUCUGGAGCUUCAUCCUUUGUCUACACACCUCUUAAUUCUUCUAAUCCCUGACAAUAUCUGCGGUUGAUCACAUCGUUAAUUCCAGAGCCUGGGAACCGCCUGUCGAGUGUUAUUGCUGGAAUUUUCAGAAGCUACUUUUAUCGAAGGCUAUUGCACAUAUUCUAGUACCACCUAACAAAACAUCCGAGUAUGGACGCUGGCGGUCUUACUCAGAUGACUUACAAUUCUUCUUUCAAUGGAGGCACUCUUGGUGUUCCAACUGCCGGCUUUGCUUCCCGGGGAAAAGGUGCCCAUAUUAAACGCUUGAGCGUCUCCCCCGCUCAUUUUUCCGCCCUCGACGGAUCCCAUCAUUCCGAUGCUGUUCCAACACCACGCACCAGCCGUUCUCAUCUUCUAGCUGGUCUCCGAACUGCCCCUAAGUCGGCCACAGUGCCUUCAGCUGCGCACCGCCAGCAGCACGUUGGUCUUGAAGGCAGCAGAUAUGCAAGCCUUCCAAACCGUGCUGGCGAACGUGUGCCGCAGACUGCCACGGGAGCUGGAUUCCCCCAGCAUUCAUUCGCUAUGAACCAGGGGAUGAAUUCGGGUAUGAACCCGGGCCGUCACCCAAUGUAUACUCUUCCGGAGCAGGUCCUUGCACCUCCGUCGAUUGAUUUUGGUGGCGACAUGCCCAUGGAUGACACACUAUACGCCGAACUGAUGUCGACUAACCUGUUCUUGGCUGCUCAGCAACAACGUCUUCAGCAGCAGCUGAUCAACGUAACUGCAGCUGCACAGCAGUUCCAGGGCCUGAGCUUGGGAACGCCUCUGGGACAGCAGUUCGCCUCUCCUUCCGUUCCUUCUAUGAGCUUCUACCAACAGCAACUUCAGCAAGGGGUGCAGCCAGUCGUUCAGCCGGUUCUCGGACAGCCUGGCCUCUACUUAGUGUACAACCCUCUGACUGGUCAGCAGAAUUACAUCUUUGACAACACUGCUGAGCAAAGAAGCUCGUCUCCCCUGGCAGUUCAAGAGGAAAUUCAGCCACCUCAGUCGCAGGUCCCAACUUUCCGAGCCGAGGUCUCUCCACCACCGGAAUCGGCUCAGUCUCCAGUUCAUGUUUCGCAUCCGGUGUCCCCUCCUAGUUCCAGUCCUUCGCCGCCUCACGACGUCGCUCCUUUGCCGCCGCCGUCGGCUAACGCGUUCCGUAGAGGUCAUAGAAAGAGCUCAUCCUUCAUGCCAUGCCUCAACAAACCCACCAUUGACCCGUCAAAGGCAAACAACAGCGCGAUUAGUGGUGCCCCUAGGUCUGCUGCAUUGCCACCAACCCCAAUGACUGGCAUGUUUGGACCCGGCCAAGGCCGGGCUGGAGAACAUCCUGUUCGCCAGCCUCGUGGGCCACCAUCCCUCGAAGAUCUUAUUGCCAAGCCCACGUCCAGGUUCGAAGGAAGCAAGAACUUUGCAACCCGUCAGCGCCGCCGUGCGGUCCACAGCCUUGUCCGUGCUGGAAUCGAACGUCGUGGAGAAUCUCGAAGCUUCGGACAUCACAGCAGCGGAGGCACGAACACUCCGGCGAGUGAGAAAGAAUUUGCCUUUUCUGACGACGAUGCUACUGCACGCAGCGGUAGUCUCUCGAGCAAGCCAAGCCUGGGCAGUCUUCGUGCUGCAGCCAAUGGGGCAAUCGGAUCCGAGAGGAAGGAGAGAUCAUCUCGGGAGCGAAACUCCCUGGACACGUACAGGUCAGGGACCCCAGCUAGCGAUGAUGGUGCAUUUAUUGGGUCGAAGUUUUCCGAGCUUAGCCUGGAUCGUGUCACUUUUCCUACGGGGGUGAUGCCUUCUACAGCUGCUGUCGUCGCAGGCCAGAGGACGGUGGGCCACGGUUCGGAAAGGCGGAAGACUCCCAUGCUUGUCUUGUCGAGCGCUGAAAAGCGUAAGACUAUGAUAAUGUAAUGUGAAUGUCAUGAUGUUGAUUGAGGACUUAAUGCGGAUGCGAUCGAAAUUUGGUGUGGGAGAGCUUGCUCUUCUACUAUUUUAUUUUCUGUGAAACUUUUUUACUAUUCUAGUCUACAGGGACUGACAUUCCUUUAAUCUUUCGCGCUCAGGUUGGAAUGGAUAAUUAUAACGCAAGCUAUCUGAAUAUCAUCCACUGUCUCUCCUUUACAGCGUUUAGCAUCGAUAGCAAGUAACCAAGAUGCGUAGGAUAGCAAUGCUAUCACUAUCCCACCCUGCAUUUCUAUCUACACAACUUCAUUAUAGCAAUAAAGUAAGUAGGCCUAUAUUCAUG
Molecule: messenger RNA, 2963 nt
Organism: Monascus purpureus
Lineage: Eukaryota; Fungi; Ascomycota; Eurotiomycetes; Eurotiales; Aspergillaceae
Source: the annotation of a GenBank genome assembly